AUGCAACCCGAAAACCCCAACCCCGAUCCACAACUUCAAAAAGAAAUUAAUUCAGAUUCAAAUGAAGACUCUCCUAACGUUGCACCUUGUUCAACGUCCAUUAGUGCCUCUUCUACAAUUUCGACCGCAGCGUCAUCAACAUUAGCUCACAUGGACGAGUCCAAUGGUACUGGCGACAAUGCGGAAAACCAAGACAUUGGAAAUAUUGUUGAAAAUCAAGAGGAAAGAGAAGCUGAGAAACAACUCGAUAAAUGGAUUUCACCUAACAGCCCCCAAGAAGAUUCUGAAGACGAUGACACAAAUUCUGAGGAAGUAUUAAUGACAGGAGUUGCACCUUCCCAUGAACAAAAAAUAAUUGAAGUAAAAGAGCCUUUGUCACCUACAUUAAAACGAAAACAACGUAUGGAUGAAAUUUUACAGCAUGAAGAUGGAGAAAGUGAACUUGAAGACGAACAAAUGACUGACAUUGACCAAGAACCGGAUCAAGAAUCAGCUUCAGCACCAGUACCUGAAGGGUUAUGUGUUGAAUGUCGGGAUCAGGAAGCCUCGUUCUUUUGCGAACAAUGCAAUGAAGAUUUUUGUGAAGUAUGUUUCUCCAUGAUUCAUCGUACCGGAAGUCGACGGAUCCAUACAUGCAAAACUCUGAAAAAAAAUGUGAAAAUGAAUGGAACCGUUGCUGCUGCGACAAACACUUCUAAUGGUGACAUGGACAUAGAGGAAUCAACUCCCGAAGAGGAUGAGCAGAUAGAUGGACCCAAAUCUACUAAUAUCAUUUCAAGUGGGAGUACGAGUUUUGGGGAUUGGAUUGAAGAGCGUGCAAGAUACAUUCCACUUCAAGCUGCUCUUAACGUUUCAGAAUACACGGAUAAGAUUGAUAUCAUAACAUAUUCAAGUAAAGCGCGUCGUAUAGUACAUCAGAUCAAGGAUUUAUGUUCCAUCUUAUCUGGAUUGGUGGUUGCAAGUGAUUACAAAAGGGGUCAAGAACUCAUCGUUAAUAAGUCUUUUGAAGAGAAUGAAGAAUUUUUCCAAAAAAUAUUUGAAAUAGGAAGAAGGCAUAAAAUUAUGAAUCCGGAAAAAAUGAGGGAUGCAUAUGGCAAAUUAAUGUAUAUGUUAAUGGAUUCUGUCAUUCCUGAAGUUAAAGACAUGCUUGAUUUUAGCUUAAUAAUUCCAAUAAAGACAGUCUACAAUUUCCUCGAAGAGCGUGAUGGACUUAAUGUACUACAUCACGAUUUAAUAAUGGAUGCAACCAAGGAAAUUAUAGCAGGAGGAAAGUCACGAUCGCAAAUCAAUCAAGAAAUUCGAGCGAAAGAGAGGGCUAUUGAAGUUAUAAGUCGCAAAUACAAAAAUAAUAAAUUGGCACAGGAGGAAAUUAGACAAUGUUUAUACAGCAUUGGAGAUAAUCAUGCGUAUUUGAGAGCAAAUCGUGAUUGCUGUGACCGUAUGUUGCAAUUUUUGCAAACGAACUUUAGCCCCAAUAAAAUUGAACAAGGAUAUUCUCUUGCUAUUAUCUCAGGACGUAAUGGCGCACGUUUAUCUCACAGUCACGAAACGCAAUAUUGUUAUGCUAAUCAAACGCUACAACUUUGGCGCGAAAUUCAGCAUGAAAUGUUUAAGUUGUGGUCACUUGCUGAUAAAGACUUAUUAUCGGAAGAUAAUCAAUAUAGACUGAGAGAUACUGGGCAAGGCUUGAACAGAGUACAAAUGUGUCCAGCGGUCUCAAAAGUCAUGCAUUCUAUUUUACAUCGUGCCCAACAAAAAGCUGGAUAUUGGGUUGGGAAUAAUAUAGCACCUGUAAUCGCGAAAAAUAGUGGAUUACGUAAUUAUAUUGAAAAGAGUUUUGGAAACGUCGAGGAGUUAAAGAAAAGUAUAUUUACAGAUUUCUUCCGGUAUGCUUUUGAUGGAAGUGGAGCCGAUAAUUUUUUUGACGCUGGUAGCUGUAUUGAUGGACGAUUAACAAGUGCAUGGAAUUGGUGCUCACUAAUAGAAAAAAAGGCUUAUUUCCCAGUGUUUUUGUUAACAGGAUUUGUUGGAUUUGAUGGUGAUGGAUUUUAA
Molecule: messenger RNA, 2052 nt
Organism: Funneliformis mosseae
Lineage: Eukaryota; Fungi; Glomeromycota; Glomeromycetes; Glomerales; Glomeraceae
Source: the annotation of a GenBank genome assembly